This is a messenger RNA of Cyprinus carpio (common carp), 688 nucleotides long. RefSeq lists its product as uncharacterized. The transcript has 3 exons. Bases 59 to 688 code for a protein of 209 amino acids. The record is from RefSeq and is a predicted model, not a curated record. Lineage: Eukaryota; Metazoa; Chordata; Actinopteri; Cypriniformes; Cyprinidae.
GAAAAACCUCAGAGGUGUGGGUGACAGUGAUUCUGUCAGUGUGGACCAUUUGGUUUCCAUGGAACUCAGAGACAACAUCUGUUUUUAUCAGCCACUUCACAAUGAACAACCAUUCAUUUUAGUUGUACAAACACCAUUUCAAAAACAACUUUUGGAAGAGAACCCUCAUCCAAUGGUUUUCAUGGAUGCUUCAUACAAAGGCAUAACAGCCUACGGAUAUGCAUUUUAUGCACUGUUAUUGAUAAACAAAACUGGAAGAGGCGUGCCAUUUGCCUAUUUUAUUCUGAGCAAGGAAACUACUGCAACAGUAAGCCUCUGCCUACAGAAGCUUCAAUUGAGUAACCCAAGCUUCUAUCCAAGGUCAGUGAUGAUGGACCGUGACUUGAGAGUGCUUAACGCUAUUAAAAGCGUUUUCCCAAAUGCAAAGCUUCUCCUUUGUUGGUUCCAUGUGCUUCAGGCUGUUAACCGGUGGCUUGUGAAGACAGAUGGAGGUCACCUGACACCUGAACAAAGAAAUGUGGUCAUUCAUGCCAUGGCAUCAAUAAAAGCAUGUCUGACGGUACUAUAUUUUCUUACAUUCAUAACCCCAGUGCAACUAAGUGGUCCUGACCAAAUUAUGCAUUCUGUAGUGUACAUAAUAGUGAGUUUACAAUUAUUUAUGCUUUUUCUUUUUAAUGUUUGUAUAUAA